AUCCACGGAAUUAGUCGGCUCCUGUGAGGGCAAACACCCACUAUCAAGCUCUCACAGCCAGCUGCUCUCCAGCAAUGCCUCCAGACUUUGACACCAACAUGAAGUUCAAGUUCUCCAUCCUGGCGCUUCUUCUGGAAGUGAUUGUCAUUGUUUUGUAUGGGAUAUUUGUGGAAUAUGAUAAAAAGCCUGUUACGGAGUUAUACCCACACUUUCAAGAUGUCCAUGUGAUGAUAUUUGUUGGAUUUGGUUUCCUGAUGACCUUUCUGAAGAAAUAUGGAUUCAGCAGUGUUGGUUUCAACAUGCUCAUUGCUGCCUUCGGUCUCCAGUGGGGAAUUCUUAUGCAAGGAUUUUGGCACAUGAAAGAAGGGAAAAUUCCUAUUAACAUCAAAAGCAUGAUAAAUGCAGACUUCAGUACAGCAACUGCUUUGAUUUCGUUUGGAGCGCUCCUGGGGAAAACAAGUCCCAUCCAGAUGCUGAUCCUGACUCUUCUGGAGAUCACCAUCUUUGCAUGCAAUGAACACCUAGUUACCGGAGUAUUCAAGGCCACAGAUGUUGGAGCUUCGAUGACUAUCCAUGCUUUUGGAGCUUAUUUUGGUUUGGCUGCAGCUUUCGUCUUGUACCGUCCUGGUCUGACAAACAAACAUGAAAAUGAUGAAUCCACCUAUCACUCAGACCUGUUUGCCAUGAUUGGUACCCUGUUCCUUUGGCUUUUUUGGCCCAGUUUUAACUCUGCCAUUGCAACCAGCCCAAAAGCCCAGGCAACAGCCAUUAUCAACACUUACUACUCCUUGGCAGCCUGCACCAUCGUAACAUUCGCCCUCUCCAGCUUGGUGGAUAAAAGAGGCAAACUCAGUAUGGUUCUCAUUCAAAAUGCCACCCUGGCAGGAGGAGUAGCAGUGGGUACCUGUGCUGACCUGGAAAUCCACCCUUUUUCUGCCAUGGUCAUCGGGGUCAUUGCUGGAAUUGUCUCUGUCCUUGGAUUCCAGUUCCUGACUCCUGUGAUGGCAUCCAAGCUGAAAAUUCAAGACACUUGUGGAGUUCAUAACUUACAUGGUUUACCUGGAAUUCUGGGGGGUGUUGCUGGCAUCAUCGUAACGGCAAUAAAAAGGAAAACGAGUGAGGGCCCCCUGCCUACUCCUUCCAUCCAGACUGCUGCCCUGGGAAGUACACUGGCAAUUGCAAUGGUGGGAGGAGCACUCACAGGUGCUAUUCUAAAGCUGCCCUUCCUGGGACAAGUAUCUGACCAGAACUGCUUUGAUGACUCUGCUUAUUGGGAGGUUCCAGAGGAGGAGACUGUACCCGAAAUUCACUCCAGCCACCGUGAUGAGCACAGCAGAUUUGAAGCUGCCAUGUAGAAAAAUAACUAAUCUGCAAUGUUUGUCCUGAUGAUGCUCUUUUUUUGUUUCUAAUGAUAAGAAACAAUGAAACAACAUCCAAGUAUUGUCCCAACCACACCAGGUUUUUGAGAAAAGGCUGAAGAUAGCUAUAUUUUUUUAGAAGAAAGCAAGCUUGAUUUUAGAUUACUUAGUCUUUAUGCCAAGCUCAGGUGUAUAAAUUAGGUCCUUCUAAUAUAUCUGUUCAUCAGAAAAAGGCACCACAAACUGCUCUUUAAAAUUAUCUAUAUUUUAUCUUUUUUUGUCACUGACAGCAAUAUAGCUGUUGUAAUAAACUUUGGGUUUCAAGAUUAUUACAGGAUAUAUUUAAUUGUGAGAUUUCUGAGUUACAUCCUUCAACUGCAUAGGGGUAAUCAAGAAGAAAUUAAUUGAUAUUUUUUUUAUAUGGAUUCAAACAAACUUUUCACCAGAGGAUCGCAGCUUAACUUUUUAAGGAAGUGUGUUGUCCUCUUUGGACAACCAAUGGAGGAGAAAAUGUGCUGUAUUUUGAAGUUUGAUUAUGACAGGAAGCAAAAUGUUGAAAUAAUUCUUAUGACAAAGCACAAAAUACAGUGAUUGAUAAGGCAAUAUGAAUAUCAAGAGUCAUUGUUAAUAUGUUUAUUGAAAGGGAAAAGAAAGUGAAAUUGUAAAAAAAUUCAUUAUUGUCAUAGAUUUAUUUAUUGUCAUAGAUUUAGUUAGUUUCAAGGACAUAAUAAAGGAGCUCAGUAGGAGCUAUGAAAACCAAGUGAUUGCAUAAUAGGUCUUACUCUAUUUAUUCAACAGUAAUAAGUGGUUUGUAGCAGUGUUAAUGUCAAGAAAUACAACCUGAACUUAUGCCAGCCCCAGAAAAAUAUGAAUUCUUUGGAACUGAUUGGAAAGAAACUGCGCUCAACCUACAGAAGGCUUGGCAGAGAACUUCCGUGGGGGAAUCACUGACUCUGACGCCACUUUUUCUCCUGAAAGUGAAAGCAAAAUGAAGAAAACUGAAGCUAAAUUAAGAAAAAUUAACUUAAUUGGAGAAGUGAUGACAGUGGCUGCUCAGUUCAGAGACAAAAAAUUGAGGUAGCUGGAGGAACUCCAUGAGGUGCCUUCAUGCAUGGGAUAAUCCACUGAGAGACAAUGGAUGGGAAGUGGAAAUAAAACAGCAGGAACACAGUGCCUCAAUCCAUCAUUCACAGAAAGCUACUGCUGAUGUCUCUGAAUAAAAGGCCAAAGUGGGUGAACUUUCAAUCUUUUUUAUUUUUUUUUUAGGAUCUUAUCUCAAGUCUUACUUAUCAGACUUCAGGGGAAAACUCCUAUCAUAUAAAAUAGCACAUAUAUUUUCAUUUCUGCUGAUGUAUUUUUCCUUGAAGUCUUUAGGCAGGGCUGUCCCAUAUGUUAUACCUGCUGUAUACUGCUAUAUAUGUCAGAUUUCUAUCAAUGAAUAAAAAUACAUUUGUUGUAUCUCA
Molecule: messenger RNA, 2821 nt
Organism: Poecile atricapillus (Black-capped chickadee)
Lineage: Eukaryota; Metazoa; Chordata; Aves; Passeriformes; Paridae
Gene: RHAG
Product: Rh associated glycoprotein
Exons: 10
Coding region: 75-1355 (426 amino acids)
Biological process (GO): ammonium homeostasis; ammonium transmembrane transport
Cellular component (GO): plasma membrane
Molecular function (GO): ammonium channel activity
Source: RefSeq, a predicted model, not a curated record